Messenger RNA from Diceros bicornis minor, 477 nucleotides. Its product is annotated as U6 snRNA-associated Sm-like protein LSm6. Gene Ontology annotation, molecular function: RNA binding. Gene Ontology annotation, biological process: maturation of SSU-rRNA; mRNA splicing, via spliceosome. The transcript has a single exon. Gene Ontology annotation, cellular component: U4/U6 x U5 tri-snRNP complex; sno(s)RNA-containing ribonucleoprotein complex; U6 snRNP. Bases 50 to 292 code for a protein of 80 amino acids. NCBI's taxonomy places the organism in Eukaryota, Metazoa, Chordata, Mammalia, Perissodactyla, Rhinocerotidae. The record is from RefSeq and is a predicted model, not a curated record.
AGUGGGGCUCUGGAUCCCAGCCACGAGAUUUCUGAUCAGGAUUGUUAAAAUGAGUCUGCGGAAGCAAACCCCCAGUGACUUCUUAAAGCAAAUCAUUGGACGACCAGUUGUGGUAAAAUUAAAUUCUGGAGUGGAUUAUCGAGGGGUCCUGGCUUGCCUGGAUGGCUACAUGAAUAUAGCGUUGGAGCAGACAGAAGAAUAUGUAAAUGGACAACUGAAGAAUAAAUACGGGGAUGCAUUUAUCCAAGGCAACAAUGUGUUGUACAUAAGUACACAGAAGAGGAGGAUGUGAAGACACCAAGAGUUGUACACCAAGUACAAUACUUUUCAUUCAUACUUGGAUCUAUAUUUUAUGAAGUAUUUGGUUCUUUUGUGAUAUAAUUUGUUCUAUUUCAUAAUAGUUGAUGAUUUUUCACUGACAUGUGGGUAACAUAUAUGUAUAAAAUUGUGGAUUUAAUUAUAAAGAGUUCUUUCAUA